This is a messenger RNA of Oldenlandia corymbosa var. corymbosa, 1823 nucleotides long. The record is from the annotation of a GenBank genome assembly. Lineage: Eukaryota; Viridiplantae; Streptophyta; Magnoliopsida; Gentianales; Rubiaceae.
CCGAAAUAAUUUAGGCAAACAGGCCCAAUCUUUUCGGGGCAUCCAUGAAUUGGCCCGCAAACGAACAGACAACACUCAAAACAGUCAACAGCUCGAAUCAGUUUCUCUUUGGGUAGAAGAGACAGUGAGAUACUACAGUGGUAGGGUUUGGUUUCCUCUUUGGAAGAAAAAGCUCUGAGAAAAUCAGAAAAGGGGGGCACAUUUAGUGAAUCUCUGGAGCAAAAAUGGCAGCUGAAUACAAACUGAGCCUGAAGCUGUUGAUAGAUACUGCAAGUAACCGGGUUCUUUUCGCUGAAGCUGGAAAAGAUGCGGUCGAUGUCCUCUUCCACAUGUUGACCUUGCCAAUGGGUACUGUAAUUAGGCUUCUUAGCAAGCAACAAAUGGUGGGUUCUCUGGGAAACCUCUAUGAAAGCAUAGAGAACCUUAGGGAAAGAUACAUCCAGCCGAAUCAGAGCAAAGAUUCGCUUCUCAAACCAAGAGCCCCGAUUAAUGCCACUUUUUCAAACCCUCUUCUGUCCCUUCCGCCAGAAGACCUUGAAUCGUCUGGAUUUGUUGGUUACAGGUGCAACAGUGGGCAUAUGUAUUUCUGUGAUGAUCCCCAUGGUGUUUGUCCUCAGUGCAGAAACCCUAUGUCUUACAAGAUGACGUAUGUUGCUCCUCCACCACUGAGCAAGCUCCAAAAUGGUGCUGAAGAUCUGGAAGGAAGCGGUGGAUUUGUGAAGGGUCUGGUGACUUACAUGGUUAUGGACGACUUGGUGGUGAAGCCUAUGUCCACAAUUUCAAGCAUUGCUCUGCUUCAUAAGCUCAAUGUCAAGGACAUUGAUGCCCUUGAAGAGAGGGAGGUAGACCUAGGCAUCAAUGAGGCUUUGAACUUGCUUAAGGCAUCGCUGGCAUCAAAGGAAGUUCUUACCACUGUGUUCCUGGGUAACAGUCCUGCUGAUCAUCUGUUUGAUUAUGAUGUGGCUCUGUACAGUCCUACGCAUGACCUAAAACGGCCCCGCCCGUCUUCUCCUGAACAUUAAAACGCAAAUGCUAGCAUCCCCCACCAGUCUUCCUCUCGCUCGCGUUCCUCCUCACCCGUCUCUGAUGCACUGUACUGCUCACCCUUUACCUCAUUACAGAAGUGGGAAACUACUCCCCUCCCUUGUUUGUUACCAUUUGCUUCAAUUAAAAUGGUUAUAAAAGUGGAAGUAGUAGUAUUUCAUGAUAUAAUGGGGUGAAGCCAUUUAGGUAGAGGGAAUCCGUAAUAAUUCCUGGCGAACAUGGUACUAAUUUUGUUUAUGAGCAUAACGAUGUUGCUGUUGGAGUUUAGUUAUUGUGCUUUAGAUUAUGUAAGUAGGAUUUGAUUAUCAUCACGAUGUUGUGGCUGGUGGUGUAUGAUUAUUGUGCAUGAACUUUAUGUAAGAAUGACAGUCAUGUCUGUAAGCGUCAUCUGGUAUUUCAAGUCAUGUUUGUUGUAGUGUUGUUACCUUAUGUAGUUCAAGGGGCUUGGCCUGUCUCGGACUAGCUAGCUCAGUAAAUUCAAAAAUAUUAUGGAAAACUCACUAACGUGUCCAGAGAUCCAGUGAUGUAGAUUAUUUUCCCCUGAUUUCUACAAAUAUUUGCUGUGUUUGAUUGCCCAAGAUGUCAAUAGUCAUGUUAUAUGUAUCCCAGAGUCAAGUGCAAAGGUUUUAAUUUUAAUGCACAUUUAGGCUAGACAGGGAAUGCAAAUGAAAGUUGGACGUCUUGCAACUUCAGUUUUCAGCUUGAGACAACAUUUGCAGUCUUGCUAGCACAAAACAGAAGCAACAAUGCCAGAUAGGGGAGAUGGUUUUGAAUGUGUG